Messenger RNA from Choloepus didactylus (southern two-toed sloth), 1459 nucleotides. Its product is annotated as disabled homolog 2-like. The transcript is spliced from 2 exons. Gene Ontology annotation, cellular component: plasma membrane. Gene Ontology annotation, biological process: negative regulation of canonical Wnt signaling pathway; receptor-mediated endocytosis; positive regulation of endocytosis. The record is from RefSeq and is a predicted model, not a curated record. Bases 159 to 1184 code for a protein of 341 amino acids. Lineage: Eukaryota; Metazoa; Chordata; Mammalia; Pilosa; Megalonychidae.
GCCUGGAGGCUCCGGGGACGGAGGAGUCAUGCUCGUAUCGCAGAGGCGCUAGCUAGCAUGUGUCUGUAGGGUAUGUUCAUUUGAGACUUCUCCACCGGAAAUCACCUGGUAUCACUAAGUCUCCACUAAAGCCAGGGUUUGCUGCCUAAUUUCUUGCCAUGUCGAACGAAGUAGAGACGAGUACAACCAACGGUCAUCCUGACCAACAGGCUGCACCAAAAGCCCCAUCAAAGAAGGAAAAGAAGAAAGGCUCUGAAAAGACAGAUGAGUAUCUCUUGGCCAGGUUUAAAGGUGAUGGUGUGAAAUACAAGGCCAAGCUAAUUGGCAUUGAUGAUGUGCCAGAUGCAAGAGGGGAUAAAAUGAGCCAAGAUUCUAUGAUGAAACUAAAGGGAAUGGCGGCAGCUGCUCGGUCUCAAGGACAGCACAAACAAAAGCUCUGGGUCAACAUUUCGCUAUCCGGGAUAAAAUUAAUUGAUGAGAAAACUGGGGUAAUAGAACAUGAACAUCCAGUGAAUAAAAUUUCUUUCAUUGCUCGUGAUGUGACAGACAACCGGGCAUUUGGUUAUGUAUGUGGAGGAGAAGGCCAACACCAGUUUUUUGCCAUAAAAACAGGGCAGCAGGCCGAGCCAUUGGUCGUUGAUCUUAAAGAUCUCUUUCAAGUUAUCUACAAUGUAAAGAAAAAAGAAGAAGAAAAGAAAAAGACUGAAGAAGCCAACAAAGCAGUAGAGAAUGGCAGUGAGAACCUCCUGACUCUUGAUGACCAAACUACCAAAUUGAAAUUGGGUAUUGACCAGAUGGAUUUGUUUGGGGACAUGUCUACACCUCCUGACCUAAAUAGUCCAACAUCUUCAGCCAGUGACUUGCUCCCAUCAGACCUCUUUGCUCCUCCCGUCUCAGAAUCUCCAGGCCAGAUGUCACCUACAGGACAACCUGCAACCCAACAGACCAACCCUCUGGAUCUCUUCAAAACAAGUGUUUCUGUCCCAGUAGGGCCCCUUACGGGUCUAGAACCGCCAAAGCCAGCUCCAAGACAAGGUGCCCUGCCAGUUACCAAAUCUGCUGAUAAUGCAUUUGAGAACCCUUUCUCUAAAGGUUCUUUCAGUUCUUCACCACAAAUCCCUGUGGCUCCUCAACCCACAGCUCCUAAUGUAUAUAGGGAUCCUUUUGGAAAUCCAUUUGCAUAACUUCUGAACUUGGUAUGCUGACGAUCCAGAGGAACAAAAAGGUUGGCUUUUUUAGCAGUCAAGGACAAAGCUAAUAGCCAGAUGCGUCCUGACCUCUGCCCUUGUUCCAGCUUUGACAUAUUAUCUGUUGCCUUAUUUCUUGCUGCCUCUUGGACCUGUAAAAUGCCUUUCACUUCCUGUCUAGGUUAAAGCUAAACUGAGUCUGUGGCUUUAAAUAAAUUCAGAAGCUCAACUCUCUAGCUUAAAUGUAAAUGCAGUAGUUUCCAUACUUGAGC